AUGGUUUCCGCGCUUCGUGUGUUUGGGACCAGUUCCCGUUAUGCCACAAGAUUCGUCUCGACCUCGAGAGUUCUUAGCCAAGAGGCCAAGAUCGUGAAGGAGGCCUCUCCAAUUGCCGCUGCGCCAAUUUCUCCUCCUCCUCCACCACCACCAAAGGGAGGCCGUAUUCGGUCCGUCUUCAAGUGGACCUGGAGGGCUGCCUUGCUGUCUGCCCUAGGAGGAACCGCUUAUGUCGGCUACCAAGUUUACAAGGAAGCCCAUCCUACGGAACAGAUCCCUCAAAGUGAUCUUAAGCCCAACGGGAACAAGCGCAAGACAAUUGUCAUUCUUGGUUCUGGCUGGGGUUCCAUCACCACCUUGAAGCAUCUCGACACCAGUCUGUACAACGUGAUCAUUGUUUCGCCCAGAAACUACUUCUUGUUCACCCCGCUGCUUCCUUCUGUGCCAACUGGAACCGUUGAUGUCAAGUCUAUCACUGAUCCGGUCCGCACCGUUGCCCGUGCUACCCCAGGCCAGGUGCUGUAUCUGGAGGCCGAAGCUACCGACGUGGACCCAGUCUCCAAGAAGGUCACCAUCAAGCACAAGUCCAACUCCAUGACCUUUGGAGAAGCUAUGAUCAAUGAGGAAGAGCCAAUCAUCACCACCGUAGACUACGACUACUUGGUGUUCGGUGUUGGUGCCCAGACAACCACUUUUGGAAUCCCCGGUGUGGCCGAAAAUGCCUCCUACCUGAAAGAGGCCCACGAUGCCGUUGUGAUCAGACAAAAGAUCUUCAACUCAAUUGAGGCUGCGCAAUUGCUGCCAGUGGGCUCCGAGGAAAGAAAAAGACUGCUUUCCGUGGUCGUGUGCGGAGGAGGUCCAACAGGUGUUGAGCUUGCUGCCGAGGUUAAGGACUACAUUGACCAAGACCUGUCCAGAUGGCUGCCUGGUAUUGAGAAGGAGAUGACUGUGACCUUGGUAGAGGCUCUUCCCAAUGUUUUGAACGCUUUCAACCAGAAGCUGAUCAAGUACACCGAGGAAGUCUUCAAGAGACAGGAGCUUGACCUGAGGACCAACACCAUGGUCAAGAAAGUUGACAGAAAGAACGUGUAUGCGGUUCACAAGAAUGCCAGUGGUGAGCAGGAAAGUAUCGCUAUUCCUUACGGAACACUGGUUUGGGCUACUGGUAAUGGACCAAGGGAAAUCACCAAGAGCCUGGCCUCGAAGAUCGAAGAGCAAAAGACCGCCAGAAGAGGUCUCUUGAUCGACGCUUAUCUUAAGGUUGAUGGCUCUGAUUCCAUCUAUGCUCUUGGAGACUGUACCUUUACUAAGAACCCACCCACCGCUCAAGUCGCACAUCAGGAAGGUAUCUUUUUGGCCAGCCACUUUGAGAAGCUUUCUAAGAUUGACGACCUACAAUAUUCCAUUAAAACUGAGACCGAGGCUGACAAGUUGGACAAGCUCAACCGUCGUUUGGAGAGAGCCAAGGCGUCCUUGAGACCAUUUGAGUACGUUUACCAGGGUUCUUUGGCCUACAUCGGUACCGAAAGAGCUGUGGCUGACUUGGUUUGGGGUGACUUUUCCAACGUCUCCACCGGAGGAUCUUUGACCUUUUUGUUCUGGAGAUCAGCCUACGUGAGCAUGAUUUUGGGUGUCAGAAGCAAGAUCUUGGUCUGCUUCGAUUGGCUCAAGGUGGGUAUCUUUGGUAGAGAUUGUUCCAAAGAGUAA
Messenger RNA from Kuraishia capsulata CBS 1993, 1707 nucleotides. RefSeq lists its product as uncharacterized. The record is from RefSeq and is a predicted model, not a curated record. Gene Ontology annotation, molecular function: NADH dehydrogenase activity. The transcript has a single exon. The coding region runs from base 1 to 1707 and encodes 568 amino acids. Lineage: Eukaryota; Fungi; Ascomycota; Pichiomycetes; Pichiales; Pichiaceae.